This is a messenger RNA of Phalaenopsis equestris, 1906 nucleotides long. RefSeq names its product WRKY transcription factor 42-like. NCBI's taxonomy places the organism in Eukaryota, Viridiplantae, Streptophyta, Magnoliopsida, Asparagales, Orchidaceae. Gene Ontology annotation, biological process: regulation of DNA-templated transcription. Gene Ontology annotation, molecular function: DNA-binding transcription factor activity; sequence-specific DNA binding. The record is from RefSeq and is a predicted model, not a curated record.
UUCUUCUCCUUCCCUUUCGCUUCAUAACUCUGCUUCGAUUCGAGUGCUAUGGAUAACAAAGGGGGAGGCGGGUUAGCGCUCGAACCCAAGCAGUUCAGAGCUAUCAAGCGCCGGCCAUCAAUGGAUUCCGCCGCCGGGUUUGAGUUUCCGAUCAGCCUGGCUUGCCGCGAGGCCGAUCAGAAAUCCGCCGCCGUUAUCGGAGAGAUGGACUUUUUCUCUAAAGAGAAAAAGGCACGAGUUUCCACCCCUGUUGCAAUUCCUCUUGAUCUUCUGAUCAAGAAAGAGGAUCUCACCAUAAAUACUGCUCUGCAUCUAGCCAACACCGGAAGCGACCAGUCGACGUUGGAUGAGGGCAUGUCGAUUACCGAAGAUGAAAAGGAAGGCAAGACCGAGCUUGCAGCUAUGCAGACAGAGCUUGGGAGGAUGACAGAGGAGAAUCAGAGGCUGAGAGGGAUGUUAAGCCAAGUGACCAAUAACUACAACGCUCUUCAGAUGCACUUUAUGACUUUGAUGCAGCAACAAAACCAGAUUAACAAAAUCGGUUUCUCGCAAGCUCAAGCGGCCGUAUCUGAUGAACAAUUGAAGAAGCAGGACAACGUAGGUGUAGCCAUAGCGCCAAGACAAUUCAUGGACUUAGGUCCGGCCGCCGCGGAUGCCGACGAGCCGUCGACCCAUUCUUCGACCGAUGGUGGUAGUCAGGACCGGUCGUCGCAAUCUCUAGUGAAUAAAGAUAUUAGUACAAACAGUAAGGAGAUGAUUGUGUUCGAACGGGAAGAUAGUGGUUUUGUGAGAGAGGAGAGUCCUGAGAAUUCCUCACAUGUAUGGGCUGCCAACAAUCAUUCUAAAGCUAGCGGGACUGGAUUAAAGCCGGCCGAACAAUCCCAAGAGGCUACCAUGCGAAAGGCUCGCGUUUCUGUGCGUGCUCGCUCUGAGGCGCCCAUGAUUGCGGAUGGUUGCCAAUGGCGAAAAUAUGGGCAGAAGAUGGCAAAGGGAAAUCCAUGCCCCCGGGCUUACUACCGUUGCACCAUGGCCACGGGCUGUCCCGUUCGCAAGCAGGUUCAACGUUGUGCUGAGGACCGUUCGAUCCUCAUAACAACAUACGAAGGAAACCACAAUCACCCCCUCCCACCGCCGGCCAUGGCGAUGGCUUCAACCACCUCGGCAGCUGCAUCAAUGCUCCUCUCCGGCUCGAUGCCGAGCAACGACGGUUUAAUGAACUCCAACGUCCUCGCGCGAACGAUUCUCCCAUGCUCAUCGAGCAUGGCAACCAUCUCAGCUUCCGCUCCUUUCCCUACGGUCACCUUAGAUCUCACCCAAACCGCUAACUCGCUUCAAUACCAACAACGCCCGCCAUCUCAGUUCCACUUACCACCGCCGCUGCCGCCGCCGCAGCCAUCAUCUCUGCCGCAUUUAUUUGGUCAGGCAAUAUACAAUCAAUCGAAAUUCUCCGGCUUGCAGAUGUCGUCCGCGGAGGUUGCAAAGCCGCCGCAUAAUUUUGCCGAUACGGUGAGCGCGGCAACGGCGGCGAUCACUUCGGAUCCUAACUUUGCGGCUCGCGCCCCCGCCAUAACGUCGAUCAUCGGUGGAACGCAUCAAGCCGGAAGCAGCAGUAAUAGUGGUGCAGUAAAUAAUAUUGUUAAAGUCAAUAAUGGUGGUAGCGGCAAGCCAGCCAGUUGGAGCUUCCCUACAAGUUAAGAAAGUUGAAGUCCUGCUAAAGUUAGCAUUUUUUUUUUUAAUUUUUUUUAAUUCUUUUCUUUUUGUGGAGAAAAGGGUUAUGAAUACCAUACUAAAAUUAUGUUUUCUUUUUUUUUAUUUUCUUUGUUUUCAAUAUGGCAAUGAAGAAGAUGGAAAAUAAUGAAGUAAUGCAAUGAGAAAGUAUGUUCAUAUAUACUUAGUCGGUAUUAUA